CCCAACAGCUGUUGGGCUCCUGGACCUGCAGCCAUCAAAAUGGAGACUGGAGUGUUGGAUACAAGCAACGCUUCUUCACCAGACAGUGACAGUCUGGUGCUGGACUCUGACCUGUAUGAUGUGGACACUUACGAUGUCCCAGACCCUGGGUUGCUUUCAGAAAAGGAUGAGUUGUGUUCCGUGGAGCGGCUGCAGGGCCUGCAGUUCUUUACCGGCAACGAGCGAUGGCAGACCCUGCCCCUGCGAACUCGCGCCCGCCGCCUGUGGCUGGUCCUACGCACCCACCUCCACGACAUCGUGGAAAAGGAGAAAAGAGCAGAGCUGCGCGUGGCUCGCUUGACGCACGGGCUGGAGCCAUUGCGCCGCCUGGAGGUGGAAGGCGGCCUGUGCUCCGUGGCGCAGGAUGCAGUGGGCGGACGCUUCGUGGUGCUGGAUGGCACAGGUCGCCUGCACCAGCAUACAAAGGACGGCUGGGUGCAGAGGAAGUUGCAGGCCCCCGCGGCUCUUACAGGGUUGGUGGCUGUGCCAGACCCUCUGGGGGCAGUGGGCCGUUUUGUAGGCUGGGGCCCUGCUGGAUUGGCCAUACUACGGCAGGACCUCAGCUUGCUGUGGCUGAGCCAGCCAUGGGUGGGCAGGGCGCUGGGCCAGGAGCCCACUACCUGCCUGCCAGUGCCCAACCUGGGGCUGCUGCUCAUGGCCGAGGUGAGCGGCAGCCUGGCACUCUGGAAGUUCCGCUCAGGUGGUCGCCGCCUGGUGCCAUACGGGUUACCUCUGCAGCCGCCGCCAGGUCUGGCGGGCGCACUCCAGCGUCUGGCUCUGGGGCCCAUGUCUGCCCGCCACCUCAGGCACUGCUUUGCGGCCUACGGUUCUGCGGUGCUCACCUUUGACCUGGAUAACUGGGCUCUUGUAGAAGUGCACCAGGAUCUGCACAAAACCACCAUCUCGGACCUGGCAUGCUGCAAGGAGGUGGAAGCCAUGGUGACAGCUUCUCAGGACAGUACAGUGAAGGUGUGGGAGGCUGACUGGCAGAUCCGGAUGGUGUUCGUGGGCCACACAGGCCCGGUCACAGCUAUGACGGUGCUCCCGAACACCAUCCUGGUGGUGUCCGCCUCACAGGACGGGACGCUUCGAACAUGGGACUUGCAGUCGGCCGAGCAGGUGGGCGAGGUGGCUUUGGGCUACUGGUGCCAGGAUGCGCUGUCCGAACGCGUGAACCGCUUGCUGGCGCCAGCAGGCCCAGGCUGGCCAGUGCUCUCACUGUGUUCCAGCAGCGUGGAGCUGUGGCGUGUGCGCGACCUCUACUCGCCGUUGUCACAGCUGCCCGCCCCAGUGCUGCACUUACAGGUGGCGCCGGUGCUGCCGGCGCCGGCAGAACCUUCUCUGCCCGCGCGCCUCGUUUGCGCGUGCGCCGAUGGGUCGGUCUACCUGGUGUCAGCUGCGACGGGGCGCACGGUGAGUGCGCUACUGCUGGAGCCCGAGGACUGCGCGGCCGCAGUGGCCUACUGCCUGCCGCGCGAGGCGCUGUGGGUGCUAACCCGCGCAGGGCACCUGGUGCGCGCCAACGCGGCGCGCUGCCCCAUGGUCGUACUGCACCGUGUGUGCCCGCCACCGCCCCCAGCGCCUCAACCCUGCAGCCUGCACCUCUAUUGCCACCUCAUAGACCCAGUUAUGGCGUUCCACUGCUGGGAGAUCGUGCGUCAGCACGGGGGCGACCUGCGUCGCAGCGGCGUCGCCUGGUCCUGGAAGAACAAGAAUAGGUACCUGCCGGUGGUAGGGCACACCGACGGCGCGCUGUCAGUGCUCGAUUGGCGCUCAUCGAAUACCAUCUUUCACACGGAAGCGCACAGCCCAGGACCGGUCACCGCCAUUGCAUCCACCCGGAACAGCGUCGUGUCUUCGGGAGGAGACCUGACAGUGAAGAUGUGGCGGGUCUUCCCCUACGCUGAGGAGAGCCUGAGCCUGCUGCGGACCUUCUCCUGUUGCCACCCUGUCGUGAUGCUCUGUGCUCUGGGCAAACGCAUCACUGUAGGCUUUGAGGACCCGGAGAGUGCCACCUAUGGCUUGGUGCAGUUUGGCCUGGGUGACAGACAUCGCUUUGACCACCGGCCCCAGGAUGAUCCCAAGGACCACAUCACUGGCCUGUGCUGCUGCCCCACACUCAAGCUGUAUGCCAGCUCCAGCCUUGACUGCACCAUUCGAAUCUGGACCUUGGACAAUCGCCUACUGCGGCUCCUGCAGCUGAAUGGUGCCCCUCAAGCUCUGGCCUUCUGCAGCAAUGGUGGAGAUCUGGUGCUGGCACUGGGCUCCCGCCUCUGCCUGGUGUCUCAUAGGCAUUACCUGCCCACAGCCUAUCUGGUUAAGAAACUGUGUCGGAAGGCCCCUGAUGUGGUGGAUGACCCUCCGCUGCCACUAAGCAACCAUGAGUCACUGACGUCCUCCCAGCUGCAGAAGCUCACCAACCUGCAUGGGGCAGACAGCCUCAGUGUGGCCUUGCCCUUCACCCAUCGCCAGACACCAACACUUCAGCAGCCACUGUUGGAGGAGGACUUAGAAGCACUGGAGGCCCGGGACCAAGAUCUUCAGCAGUUAACGCAAGGGCUGGUGGUCCCAGUGGCCCGGCCCCUACCCUCCUGGAAGCAGCGCCAGGAAGCUUUUGACAAUUACCUACGUCUAAUCUAUGGCUGUGGCCUGCUGGAUAUACAGUCCAGAAUGGAUUCCCAGCAGGGGAGCACCUUGACCCUCACCAAGGAGAAAGAGCUCCAGGACACGUGCACCCUGCCCAGUGCUGCCUCCGGCUUUAGGGAGGCUAUAGUCAGCACUGAAGCUCAGACGUCUAUGGCCCCUCUCCUCCAGGCCCUGGGGACUCCAGGUCAGCAAUUUGCCUACCCUCCCCGAGUUGCCUUGCCCAUUCCACCCAUCCACCGGGACAUGCACAGCAAGGCAUCCCAGCUUCUAGCCUGUUCUUCCCUGAGCUGUGACCUGGGCCUCAGUCUAGAUCUGCAGCUUCAGUCAGGGCAGCUCCAAGGGAAGAUGGCUGUGGUCUUGGACACACCAUCCUCCUUCAAACAGAAAAAGGUCCCACUAUUGCUAAAGAGAGAGCCCAAGGAACCUCUCUUGAACCUCAGUGGCUUUUUUCCUGCCACCACAAAACCCUACAAGUACUACCCACGGCCCAUCAGCUUCCCUGGCUAUGUGCCCAACUCCAUGGUACUGCAGCGGAUGUGGCUGCAUCAAGAAUCAGGUAGCGAGGAUAGCGAGUGGCUGCGGCGUCACAGGCGGUCUACCUCCAGGUGGCAAAGGAGGCUGACUCAGUGGCUUCGUGGGCAGUCUGAAGAGGACGAGGAGGAAGAGGAGGAGGAGGAACAGGAGCUGGAGUUUGUCUGGUCCUCAUCUUCCCUGUACUCUGACCAGCAGCAAGAUUACUCAGAGCAAGAGGCUCAGGAUUGGUGUCUCCAACCCAGAGGAAAGAUUGCCAAGAUCCCGACCUACUUCGGCUCCCUGUUCCGCUACAAGCACUCACCCUUGGAAGAGCGCUAUGGGCAUCUGCCAGAGUUCCUGCAUUUUUUCAUUGUCCAGAACUGGUUCAAAAAGCUUUUCCCCCUCUUCACCCUGGAGGCCUCCCCAGAGAUGGGCACAGUGGAAGGCCUGGCCUCGAGGUUGGUGGACAUCCUGGCAGAGACUACCUGGGCAGACCGUGUGCAUAUCCUGCAUGCAUUACUGAGGUUGGUGCCUGAUGUGAGCCGUGAACUCCACAGCCGGCUGCAAGGCAGCAUCUUGCACUUGCUCAACCUGGAGCAGCCCCCUACCUUCCAGGAUGAGAUACAGAAGCAGUUUGUGAUUCUGGCGCUGCAGCUGCUCCUGGCCUGCUCCCUAGAGUCCCGGGAUGUGGUGCUGGAGCUCAUGUCCUACUUCCUCUACUCUCCAGACACCUACCGACCAGAGAUCAAGAAACUGCUGGAUGGGCUGGGCCUCCAAGACCUGCAGGACUUCCUGUCCAAGGAGAUGCUGACCUGGGUCCAGGGCCCAGACCUCAACUCCAAGGCCGUGGUGCGCACACGUUGCUGCCAGAAGCUGGAGGACAUGAUCCAGCAGCUGCAGACCUCGGCACUGUUGUCUCCCAGGGAGGCCAUGUCGCGGGCUUCCUUGGUCUCGGGGGCGCGCUUGAGUAUCCCUUGGACGACCCCGCGCCCCUCGGAGGCGUUCUGGCGCGACUCGGAAGUGCCUUUACUGGUGGUGUCGCCUUCGGAGUCGGAGACACUGGGCUACGAGCUCCAGGUCCGGCGCACGCUGGCGCAGUUGCACACCAGGCGGACCAAGGAACCGCUGUCCGAGACGCUGCAGCGCUUCUGCUCGGUGUCGGAUGCCUUCUUGCCGGCCACGCUGCGUAGCGAGACAGUGCCGCUCGAGAAGACCGAGUGGUCGCAGUCGCAGAUUGUAGACCUGCGCCCCGUCGACGCGCUCAAUUUGUUCUGCGAGCGGGCGGACCAGCAGAGCUCGAUGCAGGAGGAGGCCGGGCCUUGCUCGCCGCCGCCCGCGUCCCCACUCCCGCGCGGGCAGGUGCCCAACACCGUGGUGCGACCGCCCAGGGAUCGCUGGCUCUACCCUAUCCUCCGGCUGCAGGAGUCCAGGGCUCCGCGCUCUUGGAUGAGGGGCCACCGGCUGUCCCGCAUCGGCACCGGCCGCACCCGGAAUCUCGACUGCUCAAUCCAGGUGCUGAAGCUGCCCUUGCCCAGGGUGGAGCUGCAGCCCUUUCCCCCGGGCUGGCCGGCGCCCGCCCGAGCGCUGCCGCCCCGGCUCCUGCAGCCCGCCCUGCAGCGCUACUUCCUGCCUGAAGACGCGGACCCAGACACGUACCGCUGA
Molecule: messenger RNA, 4860 nt
Organism: Castor canadensis (American beaver)
Lineage: Eukaryota; Metazoa; Chordata; Mammalia; Rodentia; Castoridae
Source: RefSeq, a predicted model, not a curated record